Molecule: messenger RNA, 4950 nt
Organism: Hippopotamus amphibius kiboko
Lineage: Eukaryota; Metazoa; Chordata; Mammalia; Artiodactyla; Hippopotamidae
Gene: WDR31
Product: WD repeat domain 31
Exons: 11
Coding region: 281-1384 (367 amino acids)
Molecular function (GO): protein binding
Source: RefSeq, a predicted model, not a curated record
GGCGCCCGGACGGUUUUCUCCGGAACUCCAGCCCUAGCGACGCGCGCCUCGUCGCUAAGGGCGGAGGCGCGGGAGACUGUGGAGCUGGGAGGCUGCGGACGCCGUCGGGCUCGGCGUCCUCCAUCGGCCUCAGCUCCCGGCCCGGCCAGCCCGCCGAGAUUAAGAAGUGGCUGCCUGAGCUAUUUUCCAAAGGAUAAACUUUACAAAGCAUUGAAUACGGCAGCUCACGGAGAAGAUCCUACUGGUUUGGGGGGAACGCAACUUCCAGCAGCCACAAGGGAUGCUGCUACUCAGGUGCCAUCUGAAACGAACUCUUCCCCAGAAGGUCUCGUGCAGGUUCUGUGCAGUGAUGGGGAAACUGCAGAGCAAACUCAAACAUAGCACUUAUAAAUACAGCAGGCCCGAUGGAUUUAUAGAAGAGAGAAUUCAAACUAAAGCUCUUCCAGAGUAUAGCCCAGCGCACGUGGAUUCCGUCUCUGUUGUUGCUGCCCUGAACUCAGACCUCUGUGUCUCCGGAGGAAAAGAUAAGACAGUUGUGGCCUAUAACUGGAAAACUGGAAAUGUGGUGAAAAGAUUCAAAGGACAUGAGCGUGAAAUCACCAAGAUAGCCUGUAUUCACAAAUCAAACCAGUUCUUCAGUGCCUCUCGUGACAAGAUGGUCAUGAUGUGGGACUUGCAAGGCUCCUCACAACCAAGGCAGCACUUCUCCGGCCAUGCCAUGGUGGUCACUGGAUUGGCUGUGAGUCCAGAUGCAUCACGGCUAUGCACUGGCUCCCGUGACAACACUCUGCUUCUGUGGGAUGUGGGGACCGGACAGUGUGCGGAGAGAGCUUCAGUCUCCAGGAACCUGGUCACUCACCUGUGCUGGGUCCCCAGAGAACCUUAUAUACUCCAGACCUCGGAAGAUAAAACCAUCAGAUUGUGGGACAGUCGGGGGCUGCAGGUAGCUCAUAUAUUUCCCGCAAAGCAACACAUCCAGACCUACUGCGAGGUCAGUGAGGAUGGACACAAGUGUAUCUCCUGCAGCAGCGGCUUUGGAGGGGAAGGCUGUGAAGCCACGUUGUGGGACCUAAGGCAGAUGCGGAACAGAAUCUGUGAGUACAAGGGGCACUUUCAGACUGUUGCGUCCUGUGUCUUUCUACCGAGAGCCUUAGCCACGAUGCCUGUGAUUGCUACCUCAUCACAUGACUGCAAGGUGAAGAUCUGGAACCAAGACACUGGGGCCUGCCUUUUCAACUUGUCUCUGGAUGGAUCAGGACCUUUGACUUCUCUGGCUGUGGCCGACACCAUCAACUUAUUGUGUGCAAGUUUCAGCAGAGGAAUUCACUUACUCAGGGUGGACCACAGCCGAGGGCUGGAACUGCGGGAAGUGGCAGCAUUCUGAGGCCAAGAGACCUUCACUGGACAAGAGCAAACUGUGCCCCUCCUUUCUCAGUGUGACUUUGUGUUUUUCCAUGUCCUCUUAGGGGGAGGGCAGUGUGGAGCUGGUAUUCUUUGCUUAGGUUCCCUUGGAAGGUUUAUCAGUGUUAGAAGUCAGUUUAAGUCUGGUGUUCAAAAUCAAGUGCAGAGAUUAGAAAUAUGGACUUAACCAUAAGGUUCUCAAACUAAGUUAAAUCCAAAUGCAAUUUUUAGUGAGCUUUGGGGACUACUCUUCAAAAAAAAGUUUAUGAACCUCUCACCUUUUGAGAUGGCCCACACUCUGUCCGUAGCAUGUGUUUCUACCAAGGCUGUAUCACCUUUUGAGGUGGACCACAUUCUGUCUAUGGACUGUGUAUCUCUAUAAAAAAAAGGUUAUGGCUCAGAAUGAUGACCUGUAGGUGUAAGAGUGAUAGGCCUCUGUCUGUGAGAGUUAGAACGCAGGUCUGAGUCUGUUGAACUGACCUUUCCUUUUCCACGUCUCCACAAAAGAAAAAAUGCAGCGGAGAGAGAAACUCUGUUUUGGUUCCCUCAUAGUUAUCUAGAUGGGAAAGAAUGGUACAGCUCCAUGGAGGAAAUGGACUGUAGACCUGUGAUUUAGCUCUAACUAAUCACGGCCCCCCAGCAAUGUGAAGAAUCAAAGUUGGGGCAAGAAAGCAAAAGCCUUGGCUUCUACUUGGCAUAGAAGCAGAGUGGGAGGUGGCAAAGCCCCAGACUGGUGCUAGGGCUGCAUGAUCACAAGACCUGAGAUGGCGUGAAGAGGCCACAACCGCAGCGCCUCGCCCAGCAUUAGCUGAGUUAUCAAACCCCUUCUGUGGAUAAGAAAAUGGAGAGAUUAAGGCUAAACAAAAUUUCAUUUGUGUAUUUUAAUAUUUGUACUUAGUUUUUUAUAACCCUUUCUAGGGAAUGCCCAGGUGUGAGGCAAAGGGAAUCUCUACAGUAACAAUAGAACAUAUAGAAAAAAGUAGAAAGAUGGACUCCACUGUGCCAGCCGCUGAGCCCCUCCUUAGGGAGGAGGGGCAGGGUGUGUGAAUCUGUCUUUGUGGCCCACAGGAGAUCAGUGCUCAGAGACACGCUUUCCUCCAGGAAACAGAGCCACUGCUGUCUUCAGGCAAGCCCGCACAUGAGGCAGCCGAGGCCUGGGGCAUCCCUUUCUGACGAGUCCCAAAGAAAGGUUUACCACGUGUCCUCUCUGGCCCCUGCUUGUGCCUGAUAGCAGUGCCUGGCAGCCAUCUUCCUGCUGCUCUUUGGGGCCAGCUCUCCCAUGCUGUCUGCAGUCACUGGGAAAGAGACUCUUAAGCUCAUGCAAUGCGUCAGAACUGAGUUGGACUCUCCAUUUUCCCACUUAGCUGGAUGAUCUUGGGAAAGCUAUAAACCUCAGUGUCCUCACUUAUAAUAUGGAGUUCAUAAUCAUGUGUUCCUCACAGGGCCGUUCUAAAUGCCAAGCAAGCUAGUGGGUACGUACAAAUGGCAGCCACAGCUCCUGACUGCCCUCUCUGUCCAGACUAAACACUGUCUUUCCCACGCGACACAUUCACCACUCCUUCACCCAUUCUCCUUAGUUCGUAGUUUCUAAACCUUUAGUCAUUGUUCAGCUUCCCUGUGAUUCCUUAAGUUAUGGAUCUUUGAGCUCUGGCAGGACAAAGCGGGUAGUGGGAGAGGAAGCUGCACCAUUGAGCACCUACAGGUGGCUGAAUACAUGUAUUCCCACUGCAGUUCUGUUAUUCCCAUGUCACAGAUGAGGAAGCUGAGGCCCAGGGGCAUCCAGUCUUCUGCCUGAGGUUACACACCUAGAGAGGAAGGGGAGGAACUGAGGGUGGAGCCUGGGUCUGCCUGACUUCCUCCUCACCCCUUUGCCUCUGCAUUAUGUCACAAAGUUCAUUUUAGAAAUUCGUAAACCAUGACAUUGUGUAUUUUCUAGACCAGUUAUUAACUUUUUGGCUCCAGGGAGAUCCUCCUGGCCAGGUGCCUGGGAGCAGUAGACAGGUGUCUCAGGAAAAGCCCUAGCAAAUCCUGAACCAUUAGUGCUACAGCUGAGCCUUUUUUUCUAGAAGGAAAGCAGAAAAUCCAAGGGAGUGGGUUGGGAGGGGGUCCCAGGGAAGGGGAACAGAGGUAAGGUAUGUGAGAAAAUAGAAGGGCUCUAAUAAGCCCAGUUCUAUUACCAAUAAAACUGUUUCCCUACACCCUACACAUGCUUGAUGUAAAAAUUCCUUAUCUGUGCAUUUUAAGUAUUUAGAAAAUAGAAUCAUAAAUGCAAAAGUUUUUAUAGGAUUUUUCAGUCUUAUAUGCCCUAAUCAGGUACUCUAAGCACCUAAGAUACAAGCUGCUGAAAUGCAUUCAUUUGUUCAUUGAACGCUUCUUGUUUUAGAGGCUAUUCCUCUAAAAUCAUAUAAGGGAAUUUUUCAAAGACAGUUGGCUUUUUUCUUUUUUUUUUUCCGCUGUGCUGCAUGUGGGAUCUUAAUUCCCCGACCAGGGAUCAAACCCUUGUCCCCUGCAUUGAAAGUGUGGAGUCUUAACCACCAGGCUGCCAGGGAAGUCCAACUUUUUUCUAGGAAAGUAUAUAAGCCCUUGGAAUCUGGUCAAUUAUAUUUUAAAUUUUUUUUUAAUUUAUAUAUUUACUUAUAUAAAUUGAAAAUAUUUAUAUAUUUAAAGAAAAUGCAUGGUGAUUAUUAACGACCUUCUUAUUUAUUUGGUUUUUUGGCAGCUUAAAUUAUCCUAUAAGAGGACUUUAUUUUUACUAAAAGGUUAAAAAUAACCUGGAAAAGAGUGAAUUUUUUCUUUCAAAUAGCUACCAGCAAGCACUGUGAUGCGGUGAAUACCAUCGGUGUCCCCAGAGUAUCAGAGAAGUCCCCAUUAUCGCUGUCUUCCUGAACAGUGAUUAUUAAAGAGGGUUUCUCAGGACUUCUGAGUUUACAGUCACUGAAAUGGAAAUAAUGUUCAGUCUUCUGGCUGUAGCAGCAGAAAUGUACCUUCAGAUGUGUGUUUUCAGCACUGGCAUUGAGAGACCUGUUGUUUUCAGUCUGUAAUGACCUUCAUUUUGCCUCAGGAAUUUCAAGUAUAGGUCACUUUUUUUUUUAGUCUUUUAACACUGAGAGGAAGGAACUUAGCUUUUUCUGAGUGGCCUUUUGAAAGCAUAAUUAUUAAAGAACAGCUUCAUCAUUAAAAACACAGCAGACUGCUAGUUGUUCCUGAAAUGGGCACUUCUUGGCACAGGCUGUCCAGCUAAGACAGCAUGCCCAGCUAGGCAGAGCGAUGAGAAGUUGGUGUCAGUGAAUUGUGAGGGAAGUGAUGUGUGUAAUUUCCAGCUUAUUAGCUCGAAAGGAGCAUGUUUGUCCAGGAUUUCCCCUCUGGGUCCCUUCCCACUAGCUGGGAUGCAGACUGCCAGGAACAGCUUCAGCUAUUCAGAUAAGGACAAAUUGAUGGAAUCCAGGGCCCCAAAUAACCUCCAGGAGCUGAGCUGUUCCAACAGCCUGACCAGCUGGACUGUGACUUGGAAGAGAACAUCAUUCUUUUCAAGCCACCAUAUAUAUAUAU